Molecule: messenger RNA, 1416 nt
Organism: Trichoderma atroviride IMI 206040
Lineage: Eukaryota; Fungi; Ascomycota; Sordariomycetes; Hypocreales; Hypocreaceae
Source: RefSeq, a predicted model, not a curated record
AUGCAUGUGGGAAUAAUCGGUGCAGGCAUAUCAGGCCUUUAUACCGCCUUGUUGCUACGCCGAGAAGGUCAUAAAGUGACUGUGUUCGAGGCAGCCGAUAGAGUCGGUGGUCGUAUCUACACAUAUCGGUUUACGCCACAAGCUAAAUCAGAGGAUAUUUAUUUUGAAGCAGGAGCUAUGCGCAUCCCUCGCUCAUCUUUGCAUUCCAAAGUCUUUGACUUUGUCCGCUAUCUCAAUACACAUGGGUUUGCUGGAGACAAGAUUGAGCUUAUUCCAUAUAUCCUCGAUCAUGAGAAUAACAGAUCCUUUUUUCAAGACCGAAAGGGUGCCUUACAAGACAGUAAAUGGGCCACCGAAGCUGGCCUUCCGGAGGCCUACCGCAAUAAGACUCCUCAGCAACUACUUGGAAGCGUCGUCCUUCCGUGGCUGUCUAUACUUCGGCAGGACUUUGACAAUGGGUUUGAAAAGCUGCUCAAAUAUGACGAGUACUCGUUCCGGGCUUAUCUCCGCCUCAUCGUCGGAUGGCCCCAUGAAGUUAUAGAGUUCGUUGAGCUCUUCUGCUCCCAGACUAAUCAAUACGAUCUAAGUUUUACCGAGAUAAUCAUGCAAAACUUGGACUUUGACACAAAAGAUUGGGCAACGGUUAAAGACGGCAUGUCACGCAUAACCCAAUGUGCAGCUUCAUUAGUAGGCUCAAAAAACGUUCGUCUGAACUCUCGAGUGGAUCGCAUUACAAACCUAGACAAUGGGAAAGUCCAGCUAUCAGCGCAGGGUCUUCAUCAGACCUAUACUGCUACUUUUGACGCUGUAGUAGUUGCUACUCCCCCAUCUGCACUUCACAGUAUUGUCGAUCGCCCUAGAUGGUCCUUCAUGAAAGAACAGUCAAUUCGCGGCGCUCACUAUGAGCCUCUCUAUAAGAUUGGUCUGCAUUUUCGAACGCGCUUCUGGGAGCGCUCCAGUGUCAACCCUUGCUUUGGUGGCCAAAGUACUACUGAUCUUCGCUUCCGCUGGAUUGUUUAUCCAUCCAAUGAUCUCGGCAGCAACGGCUCUGGUGUCUUGUUGCUUUACAGCUGGAUGAGCGAUGCUGCGAAAUGGAGUGGGCUAUCGCGAUCUGAGAGAAUCAAGAUUUGUUUGCAUGAUCUUAGUAAAUAUUAUGCAGACGAAGCUGACAUUGAUGUUUACGAGCAAUUCAUUGAGGCGUUUGACAUUACAUGGUCAGCCCAAUCGUGCGGUGGAGAUGCAAUGUUUCUUCCAGGCCAAUUCUCUCGCUUCUUCGAAAUAGCAAAGAAGCCAGAGGGCAACAUAUACUUUGCUGGAGAGCAUCUAUCAAAGCACCACACAUGGGUAAGAAGAGACUCCCAAGCCAACGCAAGCAUUCGCUACUUACACACUUUGAACAGAUUGCAGGGGCUAUAG